AGCCUUGAGGCUGGACUGCAUCUGACACAUUAAAUGUGUGUCCCCAGGGGACUAUGGUGACCGAACCCUCGCCCUGUGGAGCACAGAUACCUAUGAACUCUUGUCAUCCAUCCGCCUCCCAGAGCCCAUGCAUGGGGUGGCCUUCAACCCCUGGGAUGCUGGCAAGCUCACCUGCGUGGGCACGGGUGCUAUCACCUUCUGGCUUCUACAACAACGAGGGGCAGACAUCAACCUCCAGGUGCACCAACAACCAGUCCCUGAGGAGGUGGGGGCAGCUGAACUGACCUCGCUCUGCUAUGGGGCCAACCCCCUGCUCUACUGCGGCUCCAGCUCUGGCCAGGUCUGUGUCUGGGACACUAGUGCUGGCCGCUGCUUCCUGGCCUGGGAGGCAGAUGACGGCGAGAUUGGGGUGCUGCUGUGCUCAGGUUCGAGACUGGUCAGUGGCAGCAACACCAGGCGAUUGCGUCUGUGGGCCGUGGGAGCUGUACCAGAGCUGAGGCGCAAGGGCUCAGGCGCCAGGUCCAGCUCAGUGUUCAUGGAGCAGGAGCUGAGUCUGGAUGGGGCCAUUGUGAGUGCCAGCUUCGACAGCAGCAUGGACAUCGGGGUGGUGGGCAGCACAGCUGGCACGCUGUGGUACAUCAGCUGGACUGAGGGCACCAGCACCCGCCUGGUCAGUGGCCACAGGGGCAAGGUGAACGAGGUGGUCUUCAGCCCCAGCGAAUCACACUGUGCCACUGGAGGUGAGGAUGGUAGUGUGAGAGUGUGGUCCUUGGCCAGCAUGGAGCUGGUGAUCCAGUUCCAGGUCCUGAACCAGGUAUGUGUGAGUGCUGGGGGAACUGGGAUACAUGCUCAGGACAGAGCCCGGGCUAUGAGCUGUGCUUCCAGUCUGCUGAGGCUUCCUUCUGACCCCUCCCUGGGACUGGUGCCCUGUCACCGUUUCCCUGGGGAGUGCUCAUGUUUCCCCACCAUGGGUCCCCAGAGCUGCAUCUGCCUUGCAUGGAGCCCCCCAUCUUGUAGUCGCCCAGAGCAGCAGCAGGUGGUGGCAGGGUACAGUGAUGGCACACUGCGCAUCUUCAGCAUCUCUCGAACCGCCAUGGAGCUCAAGAUGCACCCGCAUCGGGCUGCUCUGACAGCCAUUGCCUUCUCCACUGAUGGUCAGACCGUCCUCUCUGGAGACAAGGAUGGGCUCAUAGCUAUAAGCCGCCCCCACACAGGGAUGACUUUUCGUGUGCUGAGUGACCACCAGGGUGCCCCGAUCUCUACUCUCCAGAGUACAAGUAAAGAGUAUGGAGACCUAGGGGUGGAAGGCACAGACCUGUGGCUGGCUGCCAGUGGGGACCAACGGGUCAGCAUCUGGGCCUCUGACUGGGCCCAGGACCACUGUGAACUCCUGGACUGGUUGAGCUUCCCAGCGCCUGCCACCUUGGAGGCACCCAGCCUCCCUCCUCCAUCCCUUGCUGCCUUCUGCCCCUGGGAUAGGACACUGCUGGUGUGUGUGGGCCUUGGUGUACAUGAAGAAGUGGUCUUCUACAGCCUCCGCCAGAAACAGGUGGUGGAGAAGAUGUCACUGCCCUUCUUUGCCAUGUCCCUGAGCCUCUCCCCAAGGUCCCACCUCAUAGCUGUUGGUUUCGCUGAGUGCAUACUAAGGCUCCUGGAUUGUGCAUCGGGGACCAACCAGGACUUUGCUGGCCAUGACGACUCUGUGCACCUGUGCAGGUUCACCCCCUCUGCCAGGCUGCUCUUCACAGCCUCCCACAAUGAGAUCCUGGUGUGGGAGGUCAUGGACCACUGAACUGUAGCAGAACUGUGGUGUCUGGUCACCUGGCACUGGGGAAGAAAAGGCAGGGUGUGGAUGGUGAUGUGCUGGACGGGGAUGGCUAAGACAGGCGAAGACUGUAAAUCAUCUGGUCUAAGCUGUUUUGAAUUUGUGUGGGUGUGGCUCAGUAGUAGGGCACUAGCUUAGCAUGUAUGAGGCCCUGGGUUUGAUCCCCAGCAACACAUACACACACACACUCUUAGAAUAUGUAAGGGAAUUUUCAUCUGAGAGGUUUUUUUUUCCCCUUAAUGUUUCUACU
Messenger RNA from Castor canadensis (American beaver), 2075 nucleotides. The record is from RefSeq and is a predicted model, not a curated record. NCBI's taxonomy places the organism in Eukaryota, Metazoa, Chordata, Mammalia, Rodentia, Castoridae.